GACGCUCUGAUGACGCUCUUCUGAAGUUUGUUGAUAAUUGCUAUUUAUAAUUAUAAUUUAUAGUUGUUGAAUGUUGGUCGUAUAGUCAGACCCAGUACUCAGUAGUGAUAGUUGUCUGUGUAUGUUUACAAUGUCCACUAGAAGCGGACGCUUGCGGUCGAGCAUUGUGAAUGAAAAUAGUAGUCCUUCACGUAAUCAGAAGCCACGGAAUCGUUCUCCCGCCAGAAAUCGGAAGAGUUCAGUAGAGCGCAAUGCUGCUAGCCAGUCGCCAUCCAGAAAAUCUCCCAGUAGGAAGUCAGCUUCUAAGUAUCCUGCUCGUAAAUCACCAUCCAGAACGGUUAAGGAAAGUGACAACUCCAAGGAAAAGCCUAUUCCUAAAUCUCCUGCAAAACGGCCCGCCUUAAAUAAGGAUAUCUCAGUCCGUUUAGAAGAUAUGACUGCUAAGUUUGAAAUAUUCCGAAGUACACGCGCUAAGCGUGCAGAAUAUUCUUUAACAGACAUUCCUACAACAAUACUAGCGAAGGAGGAUAACAUAAAAGGCUAUGACGCAACUGAUGGUUUGCGAAACCGUCGUUAUAUGGAGAAUUUACCGCAACGUAGGUCUAGUAGGCUUAGCUCUUCUAGUAUAGGCAAGAUUCCAGAAGUAACUCGAAGCGUUAGUAAAUCCCUGAGUGAAUCUAUAAGUAAAUCUAUUGAUACAUAUUCUGAUGAUGAACCCGAAAUUCAAGCAUUAAAGGAGAGGUCUAUAUCUGUGGCACGGAAAUUGUCAACACCUCAACCUGCCAAUUUUCAUGAAAUUAAUGUAAACCGAGAGUUUGGUGGCCAUAUUAGCUCAUUCUUGCUAAUGUUUUUGAUACCAUUAACCAUAUUUGCCAUUUUGAUAACUUGUUCAAGAACUUGCAAAUUUAAAGAUAUAUUCAUAUCAAAUGAGUUUAAAUCUAUAGAAUCAUGGUUUGGUGGGCAAGAGUUUGUUAUUGUGUUGAGCCAAUAUUUGAUGCAAGCAAUUAUACUGGGCAUCCCAGUAUUUGGUAUCAAAGCUGUAGAUGAGUGUGGAAAAAGAUAUUGUUUCAAUGCAUUGUUUUCAUGUGUUGUAACAUUGGUCGGGGUUUUUGUGUUGGAUUUCUAUAAAUUUGUAAAAUUGAAUCAUUUUAUGAAUUACACUAAGCUCGGUGUAGCCUCAUAUCUGGUGAGCAUGCUAUUAGCAUUUCUAUUGUAUGUGAAGGGCAGAAAGAUAUCUGAAAGUUUUCUAAACCCUUAUGCAAAGACAGGAUAUGUAUUAAAUGAUUUCUUUAUUGGCCGUGAGAUCCAACCACAAAUAAAGAAGUUUAAUAUAAAGUUGUGGUUGUAUAGAGUCUGCAAUAUCAGCACUAUUGUACUCUUGACAAUUAUGUUCGUACAAAGCUUUGUUAUAAUACAGGACCAGGAUGAUAAAAAAUAUUUGUGGACUAACUAUAAAGCUUUACUUGACAAAGUACAAUGGAAUCCAACAACACUAUACUUUACACUUAUGCAAAUGUGUUACAUUCUUUACUUUGUAGUGUACGAGCAUACAGUUGUAUCAACAUUUUACUGGCAGUCUGAAGGGCUCGGCUAUCUACAACUCGUAGCUAGUGCACUGUAUCCAUUUUAUUUUACAACAAUAUCAAAAUAUGUUAUUGAGUCACAAUUGGUCUUAAAAAAUAGUGUUUUAUGGAUGGCCUGUGCUGCAUUCACUCUAGGAUUGUUAAUAAUGGUGACUAGUAAUAAUAUAAAGUAUGAGUUCAGAAACAACCCUCUGCAAGCCAGUUUGGCACAUGUGGAUUUCAUGCCAACAUUCCAUGGAAAAAAGCUAAUUAUAUCCAACAUGUGGGGUAUUGUCAGACAUCCCAACUAUGCAGGGGACAUUCUGAUUCAUAUUGCUCUCGCAUUACCAGGCAUUCUUUCAUCUCAAAUUGUAGCUGCAAGUCCAGCUUUGAUUACUAUAUUAGUAUUAUUGCAUCGGUGCUGGAGGGACCAUGUCAGAUGUGGUAGGAGAUAUGGUGCUGCGUGGAAAAGGUAUUGUAAACGAGUACCUUCUGCUUUAAUACCAAAAAUACUCUGAAGUAGUCUAAUUUCAUAUCAAACAAAACAAUGUAUUUUUAAAAGUGUUUUUUACUACUCAAUUUGAUGCAGCAGUUGCAAUAAUACUUAAAGUUUUGUAGUAAUGUUAAUGAUCUACAUCACAUUACUUAGGGACAUUCAAUGGAUGUGAACAAUGUGUGGAAUAGUUUAAUGGAUUUUAAUUGAAACUUUUUUAGUGUUUGUAAUUUAAGCAGUUGUUACAUAAUAUGGAUCUUAGCUUAAUGUCUGUAUGUGAUCCUAAUAUGUUAAUUCAUAUUUUUAAUAUACUCACAAUGCUAAUAAAUAGGUAGGUUAACAUUAUCAUACUAUGUACUGAAGAUCAUUGGUUAGAAUCUCUAAUUCACUAAUAAAAAAUUAUACUUGAAUACAAUGUAUGCCACUUUGCAAUUUAUAUGCUCUUGGUACAUAGUACAAAAAAUAGUUAUUUUAAAUUAUUUUUAGAGUAUAUAGUACUUAUACAAUUGUAGAUUUAUAAUAAGAUCUCAAACUAAGACAAUGAGGUUUAUUUACAUAGAAAUUAUAUUUUAGACUUAGUUUAUUGCCAUAAAAUACCACCGGGUAUAAUAUUUGUUUUAAUAUUUUAUAAUUUAUGUGUGAUCAAUUUAUUGCAUGUGAAUUCAUCCUUACAUUGUAAGUAUUUUAAAAUAUUGAUAUUUACUCAAUAUCUAUUCUGUUUUGAAAUUUUUCAGUAAAAUCUCUUCCGUGCUCAAUUAAUUAAACAUUAAUAAUAAUUGACUAUCAAUAGGUUCUUAAUUGAUCUUAUUAUUUGGUGAUGAAAUAAUGUUUGAAUCAUCUUCUCUAUAUGUUCUGUAUGUUCUGUGUACACUAUAUGAUAUUUUAUAGAAAAUUAGAUUGUAGUGUGACCAAAGGCAUUUAGAAAUAUUGUGUUUAUAUAUACUUAUAAUACAAUACAAUAUGUUAUAUGCUUGCAUGAAUUUCUGUUGUUAAAUCUGUUCUGGCUGUAAAGAGUCCAAAAGAAAUAAGGGUGUGACAAAGCAAGCAUGUUCUUAGUCUCAGUAGUUUUAAUAUCUUAUAACAGUUAAGAUACUGAAAUGAAAUAUGCUGUUGUAGGGUUGUUACUAAGGAGUUUAAAAUGUUCAUUUACUUGUCUGUCAUAAUAUUAAAGACAAAAGGACUGACAGACAUUAAAAUAGCACAUUUUAGCACAUACGAUUAAAUGAGAUGUCUUAAGUGUUAAUUUAUAUAUAUAUUAGGGAUGGGCCGAACUUCAUUUUACAUUCUUUUGAUUGAAAAAAAUAGAAUAAAAAAACUGUUAAUAAAACAAGCCUUUUGACAAUUGCAAAUAAUAAAUAGGGGUUAAAGUAUGAAAUUGCCAUUUUAUUGUGAUUGGUACUUCGAAUUGACAUACAACCUUCAUGGCUUGAGAUUUUUGAGUGAAAUUCUUCACAUGGUACUUAUGCAGUACUUGUUUUAAAAAUGUUUAACAAUCGAUUAAGGUCGAGUCUUGUAAUUGCAACUAAAAAUAUUGGAGCCAUUACGUCAUUGUUUGAUAAUUCUGUAUUCAUAAGCAAAAUGCAUUUUUUUUAAGAUUCGUAAAUUUUAUAAAGAUUAAUAUCAUCGUCAUAGAUAUAGGAAAGCUGUAAAGAAUCAAAAACUAUUUCAUUAAAAUUCCUAACAGGCACAAAUAGCUGCAAUUACCCGCCAAGGCGGAUAAUUGCAACUAAUCCCUUUUUUUGCAGUUUUUCUGACGCUGCCACCGUUAAAUUGAAAAAAUAUGCCUUGUUCGAUAUUUCAUAAGGUUUUGAUAUCUAUGCCUUGGUAAUAACGUUAAAUUUUGCACAAAAUCACUUUUUAGCCAUGGGACGGGAAUUGCAACUAUUUACCUACAAAUAGUGCUGGGAACCAUGUUGUGGUUUUAUCGACUUGCAUGGUGGCAAAACUAAAAGUCGGGAAUACAGUCAGAUGUUUAUAUUGAGCGUAAUCAAUCGUAACAACCAUUUUUACUUAUCUGUGCAAUAAAAAAAUAGUCUUAUAGUCACAUAGACAUUUCUAAUACUUACUAUCUGAGAGAUAUUUGCAUACUCAAAAAGUAACAUAAUAAAAUAGGAAAUCAUUUACAUUCAAACAUCUCUACUUUAUAAGGAAAUAUUACUGUAUCAUUUUGUUUAUUUAACACAGCCUUGGGCAAAUAUAAAAUCACUUUUUCUAUUAUGGAAAUGUCGUUUUCGACGAACUUAAAUUCUCUAUUAUUUUUAUUUCGAUUUGAGUCCUUUGACUACAAAUUUUAUCUUCAUCGAUGCUGUCUUGCAAAAUAUUUUGAAAAAAUCUUUCAAAGUUUUCAUCUUCUGAAGAUGUUAUUGAAGCAUAAGAACAAUCGCUCUCACUGUCUGAUUCUAUGGUCUUCUUCCUUUUAUUUUUCUUUGAUUUGGACUUAUUUAUCGGUGGCUUUUUCUUCUCAUUAUUACUUGCUUUUUUCAGUUUCUUUAGCCGUUUAGUUUCUUCUGCUUUAUCCUUUUUUUUCCUUCUCACUUUUCAUACGAUGAAGUGCAUCUUUGUAUGUUAAUAUUUCGCUUCCUUGACUCAUCCGUUUCCUUGAAGUUUUAGGUAUGUCAUUACGUGAAAUCGUUUUUAAUAGUAGCUCUUCGAAUGAAACCCGUUCUUCUUCUUUACUUUUAUUUAUUUUUAAGCGGACUGCUACAUUGUCCAAUACUUUAACGUUACAAGAAUGACUGUUGGUAUUCUUAGGAAGUGAAAGUAUGAACGUUUUAGGGUCCUUUACAGUCUCCCAGUUUUGAAAUGUAACCUGAGAACCUGAGUACGUAUUUAUUGGAGCCUUUGCAUAAUUUUUUGUACGUAGAUUUUUCUUCUCCAUAUCCCGUGUAAUGUUUGUAAUAGCCUUAUUGGGUUUAUCUGGAAUUCGUUGUAUCUCACUAUUAAUUGUUUUAAGGCACAUACUUAUUAGUGUUGGUACGUCAUGUUCUUUCUGACUAUUAUCUUUUUUGGUGUGGCUUCAACAUUUUCUUCACAGUUGUGAUCAGUAUCGUUACGAGGCUGUUUGUUUCGUUGCUGGUGCUCUUCCCAUCUUGACCAUGUCAGACUAUCGAAUUUUUCUUUUGGGAUUGUAUCUUUAAAGCCAUUUUGAAUGAUUUUAUUUUAUUUUAUUUAUUCGGGUCAACAAACAGUAGCACGCAGUGCUUAGAAAAAAAUCAGUAAUAAUAUAACACAGUAAUACUAUACAUGCUACCCACUACGUCAACCACAUAAUUAUUGAUUAAUACUUAAUUACAAAAGUUACAUGUAUGAAUAUAAGUGUAGAUAUAAAAAAUAUAUUCGUUUAGUUUUAUUGUUAUUAUUCUACAGGCUUAGUCUAAUAUAGUAAUAUUCUUCUUAAGAUAAUCCAUGACCAGCUUUUUGAAAGAGCCCACACGAGUGGAAAAAAUAUCAAUAUUGCCAAAGCACGCAUUAUAUGAGUGUGUCAUUCUCCAUAGUGGUGAGCGCUCGCCAGAAUUUGUACGACAUUUUAUAGUAGCAAAAAGUUUAUGCGUUUGAUUAUUGCGUACAUGACUUCUAACUGGUAUUUUGUAACAGAGUUUACGAGUUAAAGGAAUACAGUCGUAUAACUGAUAACUGGAUUUAAAUCAUUCCAUAUAUGAGUUAUAAUUCUGGCAAAAUCUGAUGUUGGGAGUUUUGCUCCCACAUGAAGUCUUUGUCAUUUCACGAGUUCGCUGUCCCAUUUGUCUUUCAUAGGUUUCAUUGUACUACAGUCUAAUGGCUGCAGUAUAUGGGAUGAGUGAGGUGGCAGUUUAAGAACCGUUAUGUUUUCGGCAACUAGAAGUUCUAUGACACUCAAGUCUACAUGUGCCUUAUGACCAUCUUAGACCAAUAAGACUGGUCGUUCCGCUCCGAUUGCUGGCAAAAAACGGAUUUGAGGUAUUGUUCGAAAAUGGUGGUCUCCAUCCACCCUUUCUGACUGACAGCGUAAGCAGUAUUAAUGUUGUCAUUUUUAAAUAGCCACUCGCUCCAAAGAUGUUUUCCUUGAAAUAUAAUUAAGGGGGGGAUCUUUUUGCCAAGUGCAUUCGUAGCUAAGAGCACAGUGGUGUUAUUCCUUCCAGGAGAGCCUGUCGUUCUAGUAGUCGGAAACCCUACCAGACCCAUAACUUUAGUUUUGGUGGGGUCACUACAAAAGCUGGUUUCAUCUAAAUUGUAUAUACAUUGCGGUUUGUCAGACAAACAGCACUCUUGUAUUGUUCGUUCUAACAUAUCGAAAUAAUUGUGAAGUAUGAAAGGAUCACAUGCUUUUUUUCGAGCUACUUCCACAGACUGCGGCUUUUUCAAACUUAAUUUGUUUCGUUUUUUAAAUCAUCUGAACCAUUCCUUCCCAGGAUAGUCAUCUUUAAAUCUCGUAACAAUUCCGUUCCUCCGAAUAUAUUCAGAUAUCAAAAUUUUUACUUCGUUGGGGGUUAACGGAUACCCACAUUUUUCCAUCACAUGGAGGUUAGAAGCUACUUUAGUUUCCCAUUCUUUUGACAAUUCAGUAGGUCUGCCAGGCGUUGGCUGUUUGGCACCACGUGUUCCAUAUAGACGGUGAUUAAUGGUUGACCUCGGUAUUCCGUAUUUUACAGAGUCUUCGUAGCUAUUCAUUUUUUCCCCCGUACUUUUUCAACUGCUUCCAUAAGAUCGUCUAAAGAGUAUUCCGUCUCUUUGUGUCGCUUAUAUUGUGGCAUCUACAAAAUAAAAUAAAAAGGUACUCAAAAACUAGAAAACAGGUCUUAGAGGUAAAUAAUAUUUUUGGUAGUACAAUAGUAGGUAGGUACAUUGAAUAAACCAAGGUGACCUAAGUACCCAGGAUUCCAUUAUAAAAUACUAAGACAAAGUGAAAAUAAAUCAUUUAUUAUUCACUACUAAUUAAGUGAAUCAGAAUUUUUAUACUUGUCUCAAAGGAGAUUUUGAAAGAGCGACACUAGAGCCAAAAGUUACAAAUAUAUAAACGAACUAUUUAAAUACUGCUAAGUAUGGUAUAAAAUAAAAAACCUCUUUCCCCCUUUCGAUAAAACAUUUUUAUCGUAGUAGUCAUUUUCACUGUCGCAUCACUAGCAGUAUCACACUUCGUACAAAAGCGGUCAGAUAAGUGCAACUAACCUAAAAAUUUCAAAAUAGUUGCAAUAAACUAACUUUUGAUUUUAAGUCUGCUUAAUGUAACUGAACCCAUAACUUUGGCUAGUUUUAUCGUGGAAUGAAACAAAUACGUAAAAAAUAACUUACCGUGGUAGAUAAUCACUCUCUUUAUGAAGAAAUCUACCAAAAACCACAAUUCACAGAAUUAAAUAUAUAUUACGCUCCGCGUGUACGCCGCGUCACGCCGAACAAAGUGGCGGUUUGACAAAAUGCCAUCUUAUUCACACAGUUCAAUAGUUACCAGCGCCAUCUUUUUUUUUUAUAUGCACUUAGAAUAGAAGAACAAUAUAACGCCUGUCGUCGUUCGAAACAGUGAUGAUAGAUGGAGUUAAUAACAAUAACCAGAUAAUUGCAAUUACAAGACUCGACCUUAUCGACUCUCAUUUAUUUUUUCAUUCAACUUAGACAAGAAAGAUGAAUACUUUAAAAAUAUGAGAGAUAUUUGAAUACGAUUUUCGUCGCGGAACUAACGCGGCAGAAAAAGCUCAAUAUAUCAAUAUUGCGUUUGGAGAGGGGACUGCUAAUGAACGCACCGUGCGAUUUUGGUUUAAACGCUUUCUGCUUUCGCUGAUGAAAACUUUGACUUGAAGAACGAACCACGUGGAAGACCACACAGGUGAAUAAUAAUGAAUUGAAAGAGAUGGUGGAAGCCGAUCCUAGCCAAACUACCCAGGAAUUAGCGACAUGGUUUAACGUUACAUUACCAACAAUAUUGACUCAUUUGCGUCAAAUCAAUAAAAUAAAAAAAUAUGAAAAAUGGGAAAUAAAACAAAACAUUGAUAGCAAAACUAGCAGUGAAACAGCCCCGACUUAUCGAUGUUCACCAUGAUAACGCGACACCUCAUACAGCACGAGAAACCGUUUUAACUCUUCAGGAACUGCAAUUAGAAACCAUUCGCCAUCCUCCGUAUUCGCCAGACCUUGAUCCCAUGGACUACCAUUUUUUUCGUGAUUUGGAGAAUUUUCUACGUGAUUAAAGUUUUAUUCUCAGGAGGCAGUACAAAAUGCCUUUACACAUUUUGUCGAAUCUAGAUCACCACAGUUUCAUCGCAAAGGCAUUAAUGACCUUCCUAUUGGAUGGCAUCAAAUUUAGAUAUUUCAGUACAAAUCGGAAAUUUCAUACUUUAAACCCUAAUAUUUAUAUAUUAUUCAAGUUCGGCCCAGACUCAGACGUAGCUAAUUGCGAUACAUAAACAAGACGACCACUCACUGUCACUGCAGACAAAGCGCGGUUCGCGGCGUAUUCGGUUCAAUCACUAAUAGUUAUUUAUAUCCGCUACGGUUGGUCUAUUAUAACCACUUCGACACGUGUUUCGCCUCGAGUGAUUGACUUGCCGAACUCUAAAACGUUUGAUGUGCUGCGGCACUCUCCUUCCGGAGUUCUGAGGGUUUUAUUAGCGAAUCAUCAACUUUUAAUAAGCGAUUCAAUUCCGAUGCAGUUCAGUUUAGAUACCUAAACUGAAUCACUAUGAUUCGUACAAUGAAGUGCCUUUACUGAAUGGCGUUUGAAUCGCUUAGGGAAGAAUGAAAGAAAGAUAUUUGUCUGAGGUCCGCGGUCUGUCGUGCCAGUGUUUGCUGAGUCAAUAUCUCGUGUAGAGGCAUGUCGAAUUGUUUAAAGACAAAUAUUGGCGGAAUUAACACUAAAGAAAACUCAAAACAUUUGUAUAAUUAUGGAUUUCCGCAAAGUAACGCCACGCCUACCUCAACAAAAGUAUUUUGUUUUACAAAAAAGUUCGAUAAAGUAUCCUCAUUUCAUCUUUCAUCAAUUCCAUUUUCCUUUUCUGUAUGUUUUCACUAUUUUUAAAAGUAGCAACUUUUUUUGAAUCGCUCCUUUUGACAUAUAAGCUAUCCAGUUAAGGUUGAAAUUUACGUCAUGGUACGAAUGAACGAACGAACUAAAACAGUUUGCGAUUCAAUUCGAAUCGAUUUGCGAUUCGAUUUUCGAUUGCGUUUGCGAUUAUAUUCAACCUAAAUUGGAUCGCUCAAAUGACGUUGUGGUCUGAAAUAGUAAACUGUAAAGCAGUUCAUUUUAGGUCGUCAAUUGAAUCGCAAUAAGAGUUCAUAGUAGGCCCGCUGGGAUCAAAGACAGAUCAUAGCGGAAUUAACACUUAAGACAACUCAGGACAUUUGAUUAGUAUGGAUUUCCGCAAAUUAACGCCUAAUUUAAUAAAAUAUUUAUGACGAACGGUUUUACAAAUUGUGCUCCCUAAAAACUGAAAUAAGUUCUGAUCUGAAACCGUCAGUACCAGAGAGUAGGUAGGUACUAAUUAAUUAUAAAUAUGUCAUAGGAUCUCUUUCUCAAGACGAAACCUAGAUGUCUAAAUAAAAAAAAGUUCAUGUUUUCAUGGCAAAGUGUUAGUUUUUAAUGUUUUAGAAAGCUAUGCCUUUAUUGUAUUAAAAUUAACUUUCUUUAUGUAAUAAAAUAAUUUACCAAAAAAUAAGAUUGCAAUUGUAAUUUAUACAAGCAUAUUCUGACAAUUCUUAUUUUUCUAUUUUUAUGACUUACGUAUUUGUAAAUAAAGACUUUUUUGUACA
Molecule: messenger RNA, 9771 nt
Organism: Leptidea sinapis
Lineage: Eukaryota; Metazoa; Arthropoda; Insecta; Lepidoptera; Pieridae
Gene: LBR
Product: delta(14)-sterol reductase TM7SF2
Exons: 3
Coding region: 122-2080 (652 amino acids)
Biological process (GO): sterol biosynthetic process
Cellular component (GO): nuclear inner membrane; endoplasmic reticulum membrane
Molecular function (GO): oxidoreductase activity, acting on the CH-CH group of donors, NAD or NADP as acceptor
Source: RefSeq, a predicted model, not a curated record